UCUGUCUCAGUUCAGAUGCGUUGACGUAAGAGCGCUCUGGAGCAGGGUUGAAACAAACCACACGAGUUAAAUCAAUCUGGUUUAUUCAGGCACUGCUCAGUGAUACACAGAGAGAGCAGGGUUUAUAUACAUCAGAAGCUUGCGUGACAAGAUAAGUAAGGGGCUCGGGGGCACAAGGUCAACUCGCCAGAUAAGGAGUCGUUUUUAUUAUACAUGAAAGAGCAGACCAUACACCCCCUAGAACAGGAGGAACCAGGAAUGUGGUUUCAGCGAAACUAGAAGGUACAGAGAAAAUAAAAGAGUAUGUUCUCGCGAUUAUGCACGUUUACCAGGGUGUGAAAGGGUCAUAAAGCUCAGGACAGCUAUGCACGAGAACACACACAAUCUUACAAUCCCCUCUUUUAUACUUUGUUUACAGAGUAUAACUACAGUUUAGACUCUAACGUAUUGACAGACAUAACAAGACUGAUUAGUAUGUUGUUUAGCAGUCCAAUUGGCAAAUCGCCAAAAAACGUUGUCCUCGUGGCUGGCUUGAGCGGGAUUCCCUGCUCCAAGCGCUAAGACCAAUACCAGAAGGAAAGUCAUACUGGUCACUGACUUUGUUCUUUCUGUGUCCACAGGAUGUAGAUAGUUGGAGGUAGCCCAGGCUCACGUGUCUUCCAGAUUCCUCAGUUCAGAAGUCUGCGGGACGCACCGACCAUCCCCUCUUUGUAGAUCAGCCGAAACCGGAUCACUCCAGAUGCUGGGGAGAGGAUCCCUGAAAAGGCCGUCAGCUAUUGUCACAGCAACUUUCUGAAACACAAAAACCUGUUAAGCAUCAACAAUAUAGAUUUCUAUUACAUUGGAGCCUUCUUUAUUCGACUGGCAUGAAUCCACUGUGGAAAAAGGGGUGUGUGUACUGAUCCAUCAUGAUGAUGGUGAAGAAGAAAAAGGAAAAAGGAGUCUCAGAAUUUCAGCUCAUCUUAUUGGGAGAGGAGUGGACCGGAAAGAGCUCGGCUGGAAACACCAUCCUGGGACGAGCUGAAUUUAAAAUUGAUAGUGAUACAGAGCAUGUAAUGCAGAGCUCUGGGGUCAUUGAGGGUAGAUAUGUGACUGUGGUAGACACUCCCGGAUGGAAUUCAGAAUGUUCCCCAGAUGUGCCACUCAAAAUGCUGAAGAAAGGACAUACCUCUGUAUCGUUGAUGUGUCAAGGGUUCCACAUUCUGCUUCUGACUAUCCCCAUUUCCCAAGACCAAGAGUGGAACCAGAAGGUUGCGCAUAGGCUAUCCAAUGCGCUCAGGCUUUUCAAUGAUGAUAUCUGGAAACACACCAUGCUUCUAUUCACCAGAUCUGACCUUCUGCAUUCCACAGGAUUGGAGGGAUACCUGAAAGGUAGUGGGCAGCCCUUCCAGAGCUUGGUGCAGAAGUGUGAGGGCAGGUACCAUGUGCUCAACAACUACAGAUUGAAUGAUCACAAGCAAGUCAGAGAGCUGCUAGAAAAGAUUGAGCAGAUGGUGCAAGAAAACAGUGGUCAAUCACUGCAGUUGGUCACAAAUGAACAGAAAAUGGCCAAGUUGAGAGUGCAUGAGAUGGAUACACUGAGAGACAACAGGAUGUUGGUGGAAAGAUUCUCCAAGAUGGAGAAAUACACAGACGGGGAAAUCUGCUUCAGGUUAGAAGACUACAUGUUUAAAUCUCUGAGGCCACAGGACAAUGACACACCAAAUCCUACUGAGCAUACUGAUGGUGAUAAGGAAAACAGUGAUGUAGGUCCAACUGUAAAGAAUACCUGUACAGAGGUGGAGGACACAGGCAUGAAUCGAAUUGCUGGAGAUGAAGAAAAGAACAAAAAACAUUUACAGCAUUAUACAGUGCAAAGGAACACUCCUCAAACCUCAGACAACUCGUGUGACUUGAGCAUUAUUUGUUCCUUUCAUAGCGAUGUCUCCAAUCAUCAACACAGUGUCAUGAUGACUUGUGUUCUUCAGAUUUAUGUCUGCUGGAGAAACAUGAAACCAUCAUGCCAGACAGCUUGGAUCUGUUUCACAGUGUGCAAUGAUAAUAUUAACUGGUUCUUUAUCAUUGUUCUUUGCCUGUUUGUAAGCUAUUUAUGUCUGAUAUAUAAUACCUCUGAAGUAUCCAAAGAAACAGAUGAUCAGACCAUGAACACAUCAGUCUCUGGGUUUGUUGAAUGCCCACAAGAGCCAAGCAAAGAAAUCCAGGGAGCUUUUCACUCACUGUGGUGGGAGAUUGACAACAACAGAUCUAAGAGUUUGGAUGAAGAGAGAACCCAAUGCAACAAAAUGGAGGAUGAUGAAAAAAAUCCCACAACACAGCACAGAAGGUAAUGAUGAAGAGAAGAAGAAAGGUGAAGAU
This is a messenger RNA of Neoarius graeffei (lesser salmon catfish), 2355 nucleotides long. Its product is annotated as GTPase IMAP family member 4-like. The transcript has 3 exons. Gene Ontology annotation, molecular function: GTP binding. NCBI's taxonomy places the organism in Eukaryota, Metazoa, Chordata, Actinopteri, Siluriformes, Ariidae. The record is from RefSeq and is a predicted model, not a curated record. The coding region runs from base 909 to 2327 and encodes 472 amino acids.